GUCAGUUACUUUUGAUCUAAGGAGACAAUUCACAGAGAUUAUCGCAACACACUGUUAUGACUUUGAACGGCCAAAGAAGGAGGUCUUUUACUUCAAAAUAUGAUGGCAGAUGGACAGUUUUACUCUUCACACUGUGCUUAUGGGGGGUUAUUUGUGGAGGAUCGAAUGCACAUUUCAGUACACAAGGUCUAAAGUUGCAUCCAGCAGAAUGUCUUAAAAAAUCAGGAUUGCCGGAUCAAGCCCAAGCAGAUAAAGACCAUAGACGGGAAUGUCUAAAUGCAACAACUCAAACUUCUAUAACGGCACAUUCGAACUCAACAAUCAUAGCUCCUUCGUCUGUACCACCUGAAAUGCCAUAUCCUGAAGCCAAUACACAAAAUCCACAACAAACCACAGAAAGAACAAAACCAGAAAAACCAGAAUUAAGAAUCACUAAAGCACCUCUAAUAAUGAAAAUUGGUGAAAAAAAAUCGGACACCUCUACGAUCUUAACUAGCAAUCCAGUCUCAACCUCCAAAACAUCCAAAGUCAUAGUGUCUCGAAGAAACAAACCUACAUCCUCAAAACAUACAACUGCAAGCACUGACACCUCUAUGAUCUCAACUAGCAAUAAAGUCUCAACCUCCAAAACAUCCAAAGUCAUAGUGCCUCAAAGAAACAAACCUACAUCCUCAAAACCUACAACUGCAAGCACUGACACCCCCACUAUCUCAACUAAUAAUCCAGCCUCAACCCCUUAUAACCUCACAUUCAAAGUGUCUCGAAGAACCCCACUUACAUCCUCAACAAGUAUUAAUCCAACCUCAGCAACUACAAUUUCAACAAACCCACCGACUACUUCAACCAUAAUUUCAUCUUCAACAGAGUUUAAAACUUCUUCACACUCCUCCACAACUCCAGUUGUGCCUUCCACUACACAGACUGCAAAACAAACCUCUUCUGCAUCUCAAACCACAAAACCAAUUGCAACCACUACAUCUGCAGCAGCCAGCACUGCACAUCUCAGCCCUUAUACAACAACAGCAAUUCCCCAAACUACACAUUUCUCCAGAACAACUCCAGUAGUAACUUCACAUCUACCUUCAGGAACUGUAUCCCAAAGUACACCUAAAAGUACAACUUCAACUCCACAUGUCCGUACUUCAUCGGGAGCAACAACUGCAUAUCUUACAACCAAAACUUCCACUACACAGACUGCAAAACAAACCUCUUCUGCAUCUCAAACCACAAAACCAAUUGCAACCACUACAUCUGCAGCAGCCAGCACUGCACAUCUCAGCCCUUAUACAACAACAGCAAUUCCCCAAACUACACAUUUCUCCAGAACAACUCCAGUAGUAACUUCACAUCUACCUUCAGGAACUGUAUCCCAAAGUACACCUAAAAGUACAACUUCAACUCCACAUGUCCGUACUUCAUCGGGAGCAACAACUGCAUAUCUUACAACCAAAACUUCCACUACACAGACUGCACAUCAAACCACUUCUGCAUCUCAAACCACAAUGCCCAUUGCAACCAGUACAACUGCAGCAACCAGCACUGCACAUCUCACCACUUAUACAACAACAGCAAUUCCCAAAACUACACCUUCCUCCAGAACAACUCCAGUUGUGACCUCACAACUACCUUCAGGAACUGUAUCCCAAAAAACACCUAAAAGUGCAACUUCCACUUCACAUGUGCAUACUUCAUCGGGAGCUACAUCUCCACCUUCAACAACCAAGACUGCAACAAAAAUAACAUUUGUAACCCCAGUUGUGUCUUCCGCUACAAAGAUUGCAACUCAACCCUUUUCUGCAUCUCCAACCAUAAAGCCCAUUGCAACCACUACAUCGGCAGCAACCAGCACUGCACAUCUCACAACAUACACAACAACAGCAAUGCCCCAAACUACACCUUUCUCCAGAACAACUUCAGUAGUAACUUCACAUCUACCUUCAGGAACUGUAUCCCAGAGUACACCUAAAAGUACAACUUCAACUCCACAUGUGUAUACUUCUUCGGGAGCUACUUCUCCACAGCCAACAACCAAAACUGCACAAGAACCAGUUAUUUUCCCUGCAACAACAAAUUUGAAUGGAAACGCUCCAAAUAGGACAACUUCAGUAGUAACAAUCUCAACUAGCAAUCCUGCCUCAACCUCUUAUAACUCUACAUUAAAAGUGCCACGAAGAACCACAACUACAUCAUCAACACCUACAACCGGAAGCACAUACACAACAACAGCAAUGCCACAAACUACACCUUUCUCCAGAACAACUUCAGUAGUAACACUCUCAACUAGCAAUCCUGCCUCAACCACUUAUAACUCUACUUUAAAAGUGCCACGAAGAACCACAACUACAUCAUCAACACCUACAACUGCAAGUGCUGUUACCCCCACAACUAUUUAUCGAACCUCAGCAACUACACUUUCAACAAACACACCUACAACUUCAACCAUAAUCCCAUCUUCAACAGAGAUUAAAACUUCUUCACAAUACUCCACAAAUCCAUUUGUACCUUCCACUACACAGACUGCACAUCAAACCUCUUCUGCAUCUCCAACCACAAAUUCCAUUGCAACCACUACAUCAAACAAAGAUGUACAACAAAGUACAACUUCAACUCCACAUGUGCAUACUUCAUCGGGAGCUACAUCUCCACAGCCACCAACCAAAACUGCACAAGAACCCAUUAUCCCUGCAACAAUAAAUCCAAAUGGAAACGCGCCAAAUGGGGCAUCAACUAAAUCCCCAACCACAACCGCAACAAAAAUAACAUCAGUAUCCCCAGUUUUGCCUUCCACUACACUGACUGCAACUCAAACCUCUUCUGCAUCUCCAACCACAAAUGUUGUACUCAACAUUUCAUACUCAACAACAGCAUUGCCCCAAACUACCCCUUUCUCCAGAGCAAACUCAGUAGUAACAAUCUCAACUAGCAAUCCAGCCUUAACCUCUUAUAACUCCACUUCCAAAGUGCAUCGAAGGACAACAACUACAUCAUCAACACCUACACCUGAAAGCGCUGCUACCCCCACAGCUAUUAAUUCAACCUCAGCAACUACACCUUCAACAAACACACCUAGUACAGUACAUACUUUGUCUAGAACUACAUCUGCAUAUCCAACUACCAUGACUUUAGAAGCAGUGAUAAACCCUCAAAUAUCAAAUGUAAAUUCAAAUCAAAAUGUGCCAACAAGCACAUAUGGUUCAGCAGUGGUGACAAGCAUACUGCAGUUCAACUCCUCAUCUCCAGUCCCCAGUGAAGAUCUGGUACUGAAAGCUAUCAUGGAUCUCCGGAAUGAAAGGAAACCAAAACUCAAUGACUCUGUGGAACUGGUGAACGUUACCUACGAGAAAAUCUCAGGAACCUCAUAUAAGGUGAUAUUAACAUGUGCUGUGAGUAACAUAUCCAUGCCAGUGGACCCUGAGCAAAGAAACGUCACCUUAAAGAAACUGCAGGACCUUGUCAACAAUGAAGUGAACACUCUUCUGAAUGAGCCUGGCAAAGCAUCUUUGAACCCCAACUCCACCAAUUUCCAGAUCUCACCAGAUAAAAUAAAUGGCACUUUGAAUUACAUCAUCAAAGAUGGAGAUGCCAUACAACCAGUCAGCUUUAUACAAAAGCUACAGUCAGCCAUGGUUUUGGCCACUACAUCAGUAUCGCCUCUGAGAACAAGCCGCUCACCUGUGACCAGUGUUGGAUCUGGUUCAGCAGUGGUGACAAGCAUACUGCAGUUCAACUCCUCAUCUCCAGUCCCCAGUGAAGAUCUGGUACUGAAAGCUAUCAUGGAUCUCCGGAAUGAAAGGAAACCAAAACUCAAUGACUCUGUGGAACUGGUGAACGUUACCUACGAGAAAAUCUCAGGAACCUCAUAUAAGGUGAUAUUAACAUGUGCUGUGAGUAACAUAUCCAUGCCAGUGGACCCUGAGCAAAGAAACGUCACCUUAAAGAAACUGCAGGACCUUGUCAACAAUGCAGUGAACACUCUUCUGAAUGAGCCUGGCAAAGCAUCUUUGAACCCCAACUCCACCAAUUUCCAGAGCCUGUCAGACCAAAUAAAUGGCACUUUGAAUUACAGCAUCAAAGAUGGAGAUGUCAUACAACCAGUCAGCUUCCUUCAAAAGCUCCAGUCAGUCAUGGUAGUGUCCACUACAUCAGUAUCACCCCUGACAACACCUUUGAACCUUGUAUCUGGUUCAGCAGUGGUGACAAGCACAUUACAGUUCAACUCCUCGUCUCCAGUCCCCAGUGAAGAUCUGGUCCUGAAAGCUAUCAGUGAUCUCCGGAAUGAAAGCAAACCAAAACUCAAUGACUCUGUGGAACUGGUGAAUGUCACAUAUGAAAAAAUCUCAGAAACCUCAUAUAAGGUGAUAUUAACAUUUGCUGUGAGUAACAUCACCAUGCCAGUGGACCCUGAGCAAAGAAACCACGCCUUGAAACAUCUGCAGGACAUUGUCAAUAAUGCCGUGAACACUAUACUGAAUGAGCCUGGAAAAACGUCUUUGAACCCCAAUUCCACCAAUUUCAAGAACUCAUCAGACCGAAUAAAUGGUGCUUUGAAUUACAUCAUACAAGAUGGAGAUGUCAUACAACCAGUCAGCUACCUACAAAAGCUCCAGUCACUCAUGGUCUUAACAACAACCAUCACUCCAAAUGGAACUUCGCUUGGAAAAGUGAUUAUUUACAUUAAGUUGGUGUUUAUCACAGUGAACCCCUCUCCGAGUGAGAGCAGUGUUAUGCAGUUAGCUAAUGAUCUCCUAGAUAAAAGCCUCAGAACCAAACGAGACACCCGACAACUAAAACUGAGCGAACCUGUGAGCUUUUUGGAUGUCAGAUAUGAGAGAAUAUCCAACUCUGCGUUUGCCCUCUAUUUCGGAUAUCGAAUCAACAAUGUGACCAUACUUGAUGACCCUGUUGUCAGGAAUGAGACAUACGCAUUAAUUCAGAAAUCUAUAAAUAAUUUGCUAAACAAGAUCUUAAAUUCCCCAUUAGCUACUCCUUUUGAGUUCAAACAAGCCAAUUUCACGAGUAACGACACCGUGAUUCAGGCCAAUGUAGAGUACAUUUUCUCAGACAGAGACAUCAUCACACCCAGCAUGUUUGUUCUAGAACUUACUAAAAUUGGAGAUACCACAGCUACACCUGCAACCACCUUUUACCCCAUAGUGAUGAACACAGGACCAAACAACAGCACUAGUGCAGCGUGGGUCGUGGCUAUAAUUGUACCCUGUGCUAUAGCCAUCCUUCUUGUACCUUGCUGGAUUUUGCUUUGUUGUUUGCUCUGUGGUUGUUGUGCGGCAGUAAGGCAACGCUGGGAAAGAAGGCGGUCAUACAACAUACGUUACUAUAUUCACAACCUCUAAAAAGAUCAAAUACAAAAACUAAAAAUCAAAACUAAAAUCAUUUUACAUGUGUUAAAAAUACUUUUCCUGUAUUGCUGGGCAUACAGGACGUCUGCAAGACUGUGCUUGAUGUGACUUUAUGUUUUGCUACUAAAGGAUUUAUUUAUUGAAUAAUUAUGUCUUGUAAAUUACUGUUGAUCUUGUUGUUCAAAAAAUUAUUUAUUUAAUUGUAUAUGUAGUACAUGUAUUUAGAGGGACAAAUGUAUAAUGUGUUAAUGAUAACACUUUAUCUACAUAACAAAAAAGCACUUUAUCUACAUAACAAAAAAAUAAACAUUUAUAUUAUUCAUGUGUGUAAUGUAUUGUGCCCUUAUGAAAAGUUGCAAAUAGACCAAAAAAGCAUUAACAUGUGCAA
Molecule: messenger RNA, 5745 nt
Organism: Triplophysa rosa
Lineage: Eukaryota; Metazoa; Chordata; Actinopteri; Cypriniformes; Nemacheilidae
Exons: 22
Coding region: 57-5351 (1764 amino acids)
Source: RefSeq, a predicted model, not a curated record